GCCUCGACUCGAACAGUACCUCAGCACACGCGGUCCCAUCAUGCGCACCUCGAAAGUUUUGUUUGCGGCGAUGUGUCACGCUGCGAUUCUUCAACUGAUCCAGGAAACUUCAGCCGCCAAGGGACCAAUUCGGGAGGCAAUUCAAAACGGGCAAGCGGCAGAAUAUGACAAGGAUGACUGUGCCUGGAGAAGAGGUAACGACCGAGACCUUUGCCCGGACCCCGACGUGCACGUCUUCCUAUACGCACCCGGACAUCCGAAGCGGAAACUGGAGAUUGAUCAGUCAGAUUGGCUUCGACGCGAGCCCUACAAUCCAAGGCUUGAGAAUGCCUUUGUCAUCCACGGUUAUGCUGGGGGAGAUGAUACGUUACCAAUCGCAGUAUUGAGAGACGCUUACUUACGGAAUGGAAGCUACAACGUCUUCAUGGUCGACUGGGGGGCACUCUGUGCCGCACCCUGUUACCCGGCCGCAGUCGCGAACCUUCGCCCUGUCGCAAAGUGCCUCGCUGGAACACUCACAACCCUGAGGAACAUGGGGCUUUCAAUGGAGAGGACGACGUGCGUGGGACAUUCGUUGGGUGCGCAUAUUUGCGGAGUUAUGGCGAAUUAUCUGCUCUUUCGACUCCGAUCCAUCGUCGGACUCGACCCCGCCCGGCCGUUGGUCAGGCCAGGACUAGUCAACAGGCUUGACAGCGGCGACGCGGACUUUGUAGAAGUGAUACACACUAACGCCGGUUACUAUGGAGAAAUGGGGCGAGUCGGUCAUGUCGACUUUUGUGUCAACGGGGGAAAACUUCAGCCCUUCUGCGAGAACCGACGGAAUGAUCAACUUUGCAGUCACGUCUGGGUGGUAUGUUACAUGGCCCACAGCAUCGAUGGGGAUACUGAGCUCAUGGCGGAACCUUGUUCAAGAUGGUGUCCUACUGGGCCAAGAAUCAUACAGAGAAGUGGGAGUGCCUUGAUCAUGGGACAGCAUACGCCGAGAAAUGUCAGAGGAUCCUUUUGCCUGACCAGCGUCAAUCCCCCCUAUUGUCCUAGGAACGGCCACGUUAGAGGAGAUGAGAGAUGUUGCGUCUGAUUUGGGGAAGGGGGUUAAAUCGGUUUCGCACUGUUAUUAUUGCACGACGGGCGAUGUGUGAAAUAUGAGGGGUACCGUUUUUCUCGAAGUUCUACGUGGAAACUUUCUGCAGAUUAUAGCAAUGCAGGGCCUCAAUACCUUCGUACAAGAUGGUUUUGCGAAGUUCUUCAAUGUUCUUAAGCUUGCCCACUUGCUCACCUUAUUUAACAUUACUAAUGCUAUCAGCAACGCAUACAAUAUUUUGUUUUGCCUGUUGAGGAUCAAUAUCAAGAUUUGAUGGUGCACCCAAUAAUUAAAUGGAUUGUAAUCUUGUUAUUUGCCUUUGCAUGAUUUGAUCAUCUGUGGGACUCGGUGUGAAGAUAGUGAAAGGGAUUGCUUCGUCAGGUUUGACUAUGCAGACAGUAUAUGAUUUUUCAAGUGUUCAUUCUUAAGAAGUGAUGAAAAAAUAGAUAUAAAUGAACAGGUUGAAAAAAUCAAUUAAUAAGUUAUAAUCACUCAGACUAGCCAAAGACAGUGAUACGUCAUCGAGCUUUCAAUGAUAUUAGCCAAUUUUCAAUAAAAUACACUUCCUGGACGAUUUGGACAAUGAAAGAUUUCCUGAAUUGUAAAACCCACUUCAGAAGCAAAUUUCGAGAAAUCAUUCGAAAGGCAGUGACACUUUAAAAAUGCUAUAUUCAUCAUAACUCAUUAUUUGCAGCUGAAAAUUUUUUCCUAAUAUUCGCAACAGCAAAGAAAGAUGACAAAAUAUUGUUUACUACGAAUUGUUGAUUUGGAAAGGAGCACCUAAUGCUUGUAUCUUCUAUCUUUGUGUAACUGCGGGUUAAAUAGGUUUCAUGAAUUUAAAGCUACUUUGGUUGCCUUCUUCAGAAAAAGAACACGAGGGGGAUGCAGGAGACUUUUAAAAGUUUAAAUCAUCGACUCCAGAAGGCUAUGUCAUUACAAGAUGCAUUAUUCAACUUAUUGUUGCUUCGUUUCCCAUCAUAAACGUGUAUAUGAAUUUAACAUUUGUCACUGUACUUAACUAAUAAAUAGAUAUUUUCUAUUCAUUCGUAUGAAA
This is a messenger RNA of Neodiprion fabricii, 2135 nucleotides long. RefSeq names its product phospholipase A1 member A-like. Gene Ontology annotation, biological process: lipid metabolic process. The transcript has 2 exons. The record is from RefSeq and is a predicted model, not a curated record. Bases 41 to 1078 code for a protein of 345 amino acids. Gene Ontology annotation, molecular function: lipase activity. NCBI's taxonomy places the organism in Eukaryota, Metazoa, Arthropoda, Insecta, Hymenoptera, Diprionidae.